Messenger RNA from Aspergillus pseudonomiae, 1425 nucleotides. Its product is annotated as isocyanide synthase family protein. The transcript is spliced from 2 exons. The coding region runs from base 1 to 1425 and encodes 474 amino acids. NCBI's taxonomy places the organism in Eukaryota, Fungi, Ascomycota, Eurotiomycetes, Eurotiales, Aspergillaceae. The record is from RefSeq and is a predicted model, not a curated record.
AUGGCUACAGAGCCAGGUUUGGGUCAUUGCCUUAAGGUUUGCCUACCUGGAAAUGAUGACGACUUGGAAUUACAGGAAGUAGACAUCUACGAACGACAAAGAGCGAACAUGGACAGCAUCGUCGGUUUCAUGCUCAAACCUGCUCCACCGGGUUGGACGAUAGGCUCAGUGUCGAUAGAUCAGUUCUUUGCGGAACUGAUCUUGGACCGUAUCGAUGUCACUGCUACCACUCUUCCAGCAGUAACCGAGCCUCCAGUAGACCUAACAGUUGAACGGAUCGUGAAUUUGUUCGACAAAGAGCUCCGGUAUUGCGUGCAGAAUGACCAAUGGGAAACUCAGGGUCGAAAUUACUUUGCAGAGAAAGUGCGGUUUUUUGUGUAUCAUAAUUCCACAUUGCAAUUGUGCCUUCCGGCGUUUCCGUGCAAGUCAUCGAAUCUUGAGAAGGUUAUCGGUGUCCUUCCGGAUAGGGGCGAGGAAAUUGCCUUGCGCCGACUGCACGCGUUUGCACAUAAGGUCGAAAAAAUAUAUCCACCUGGAGCUAAAAUAUCAAUCAUCAGCGAUGGUCACGUUUUUAGCGACUGCAUCGGGGUUGAUGAUGAGACGGUAGAUGAAUAUGGUGAACAUCUCAAAGUACUCAAUCGAGCCAUCUCUCUAGCCAUGAGCGAAGAAACGGAGCGAGUUCAGUUUCAAUCUCUUGUUGACCUGUUCAAACUGACAUCGUUCUCACCUUUGACUUCCCCGAUUGCUGUCGGAAUGCUGGAUCUCCCCGAGCUGCAACAUUACCUCGCCACAAACCUCGACAAUACCGCAGAAUUAUGUCGUCGAAUUCUGGUAGCCGGCUGUCAGCCUUCCGAAGAGAGCCUUCGUACACAAAUCGAAUCCGGAGACAAGUCCACCUUAGCUCUGUAUCGUGGGUUCUCACGAUUCAUGCUCCAGGACCUAGAUCGACAUCCACUCACACAAUCACAGUCGCGCUCACAACGAAAGAAGCUUGCAGCCAAAGUCGCCUUCGAGAUGAUCUUGCGAAACCAAGCGUAUUCCAAUUUGAUUGAGCUGAUAUUCCCGGAUUGUCUACGCCUGUCAAUUCAUGCCCACAAUAACUCCGGCCCCAAAUUCGGGAUCAGACUGUUUGACACUGCGACGGUACGCGCUAUUGGCCAACUAGAUUCAAUCGGUAGUAGUGGUAUCAACAGUGAUGAAGGCGAUGUGACUGCAUCGCAUCUUCUUCAUAUACCGACACCGUGGCAUAAUUGUAUCGUACAAGUUGCAGGUGACCCCAAGCUCUACGUGGUCAAAAAUGGUGUUGUCAAGGAGGGUUCGUUCAUUCCCAAGUACAGUGCUGACUUGGUCACCGGGAAUCUUGCGAAGGGUGAAGGGGCUUUUGUGUUGUUGAAAAGACACGUGGAUUCAGUCAGCACAACGUAG